Notolabrus celidotus (New Zealand spotty) is the source of this 2351-nucleotide messenger RNA. RefSeq names its product wingless-type MMTV integration site family, member 11 (gene wnt11). The transcript is spliced from 6 exons. The record is from RefSeq and is a predicted model, not a curated record. Gene Ontology annotation, molecular function: frizzled binding; cytokine activity. Gene Ontology annotation, cellular component: extracellular region. The coding region runs from base 498 to 1571 and encodes 357 amino acids. NCBI's taxonomy places the organism in Eukaryota, Metazoa, Chordata, Actinopteri, Labriformes, Labridae. Gene Ontology annotation, biological process: canonical Wnt signaling pathway; multicellular organism development; neuron differentiation.
CCUUCGGUGUUUAAGCUGCGUUUCCCUGGUCCCGGUAUACCGCGUGCUUUCUUAUGCUAAUGCUGCUCUGACAUCAGCAGCGAGAUCAAAGUGAGGCCGGGGUACUUUAGAGUCGAGUCUGCCCCCACUCCGCUCACUCACUGCAGCCUCUCUGUCCCUCACACACUCAGAUACACUCCUACAACACCAGACACUGCGCCCUUACACACCAUGCGAUGCGUACCUGUGCGGACCUAUUCUACCUCCUCAUGCUGGAUUUUACCGACGCUUCUGGCUGAUACCGAAACAGACUGAACUCCUGGAGGAUAAUCCAACCUGCUGAGAUUACAUUUUGUACUUCUUUUUGCUACUCAUUGGACAGGCGAGGCUGAACGCUUCGGCAAAGGAUUUAGAGGAAGACGAGGCCGUGCCAUGAGAGUCCACUUUUAAGUGUGAGCCAAGAGGUCCAGCAGCUCUUUGUGUUUGUUGUCCUGUGUGAAGCGGAGUCUCUGUCCAACAUGAGGAGCAGCUCUCAUGUCCUGCCUCUGGGUGUGCUCACGGCUUUGCUGCUGUCUCAGGUCUGCUCCGGCAUCAAAUGGCUAGCGCUAUCACACACUCCUGCGUCUCUACACAUCAACCAGACCCAGCACUGUAAGCUGCUGCCCGGCCUGGUGUCCUCUCAGGCUCAGCUGUGCCGCAGCAACAUGGAACUCAUGCAGACCAUUGUCCAGGCCGCCCGCGAGGUCAAAAAGACGUGCCAGAAGACUUUCGCUGACAUGCGCUGGAACUGCUCCUCCAUCGACAUCCCAAUCGAUUCACAGAAGUAUCGACCCGACCUCGACCGAGGAACAAGAGAGGCUGCAUUCGUCUACGCCCUGUCAGCAGCGACCAUCAGCCACACCAUAGCAAGGGCCUGCACUUCUGGAGAUCUGCGGCUUUGUUCAUGUGGUCCCAUUCCUGCAGAGAUCCCAGAACCUGGAUACCGCUGGGGAGGCUGUGCUGAUAAUCUUCACUAUGGUUUGAUCAUGGGCUCCAAGUUCUCCGACGCUCCCAUGAAAAUGAAGCGAGCAGGCUCCCACGCCAACAAACUGAUGCACCUGCACAACAGUGAAGUUGGGAGACAAGUAUUGAGAGACGCGUUGGUGAUGAAGUGUAAAUGCCAUGGUGUUUCCGGCUCCUGCUCAAUAAGGACCUGCUGGAGGGGUCUGCAAGACCUGAGGGAGAUUGCUUUGGACCUAAAAACCAAGUAUCUGUCUGCAACCAAAGUGGUUCACCGCCCCAUGGGGACACGCAAACAGCUGGUACCUAAAGACAUCGACAUCAGGCCAGUGAGGGAGAACGAGCUGGUCUACUUGCAGAGCUCCUCGGAUUUCUGUACCAAGAAUGAAAAACAGGGCUCUAUCGGCACACAGGACAGGCAGUGCAACAAAACCUCCCUUGGCAGUGACAGCUGUGAUCUGAUGUGCUGCGGUCGUGGCUACAACCCGUACACAGAGAAGCUGGUGGAGCGCUGCCACUGCAAGUACCACUGGUGCUGCUAUGUCACCUGCAAGAAGUGUGAGCGGAUUGUGGAGAGAUACGUGUGUAAAUGAGUCCCUGUUGCAGUCCUCUGCUUGUACCCAGCCACCCGGGACUACAGAUUAACCAAAGCACUACAAUACCACAAAGGCUUACUUUUGUCUUAAGCUUUAGCAUGUGUAUCUCACGGGAAGCGGUCUGUUCUUGUGUCACUAUCAUUUUGUAUCAAAUCUCUAAGUUGGGCCUCUUCGCUUCACAAACCUGGACAUGGACCGCCGGUUUACGUGAAGACCACCGUCCUCCUGGGUAUUUCUUUUUUUUCAUUAAUGCGUAUCAAUCCCUCUGAAAGGGAUAUUGAAAGUCUAUUUUAUUAUAUCUCUAAUAAAAAGAAAUAGUAUUGGAUUUUAUGCUGGAAGAGGGGGCGUUUUUCCUCUCACUAAACUUGUGUUUGGCUUCAUUCCACGGAUAUCAAAGGGUUCUGACGAAUCCAUGUGGUACUUGUUUUGGUACUAUUCAAACUUUUUCUUCGUAGAGAUGGACAAUAAGAGGAAAAAGGAAACACAAAGGGAACUUCAAGUACUUUUCAAUCAUGGAUUUUUUUUGUGGUUGAUGUUUUGGACUCUCAUAUGUGUCCUAUGUGGAACUUGACACGCCUACAUCCCUGUGGAUUGAGAGAAGAAGAGCAUUAAGGACUUUAUGAAAUGGUGCAUCUCUUUUAUGUCCGCAGCUCAAAAAUAUAUUCUAUUUUUCAGAGCCUAUGAGCUGAACUCAUGGAAUUUGUAAACCACUCUUGUGUGGAUGUACAUAAUGUUAUUUUGUAUACUGAAAUAAAGACAGAAGUAUUUAUAAAAUAA